CUCGCAAUGACAACAUACUAAGUAUGACUAGCUGUGCUGAUGAUUCCAGAUAGCCACCAAGCCCGCAAGUCCUUGACCCUGAUUGGCUUUGGUAAUGCUCGUCCAAAGAAGGUGUCAAAUUCAAAUGGGGAUUGACGCGCCUCCCCGAACUUGACGAAGAAAUGAUAGUCACAGUAAUCUACAGGUUGGAAUCGGGAAUCCUUGCAGAGAACUUCCAGAGAGCCGGCUUUUUCUACGUCAUCAAGCUCAUAACAAGGCACUCGAAGUCUAUAAAAUCGGAUGAUAGCCUCUCUCAAGAUUUCCGUUGAUUAGCUACAUAUCACCCGAAUCACAAUACCUACAAUAUUAUUUGCUAUCCACGCUUUACUUGUCAUUCGAUCCAUAGCAUCUACAUACUUGCAGCAAUCAUCAUGUCCAACAUUAUGAACCCUAUUGAUGACCCAUCAUACAACGUUGACGCGACUGAGCAAGCCUUCGGAACCAACAGCAUGGAGUCAAACCAUAGUGCCGGGUCCUUGGGACACGCCAAUGCCAGCCGCAAUCCUUACAGUAGCAGCGCUCAGCCCAUGGCCUUCGACAAGCCACAGAGGAGUAGUAUCGACGGUGUUCACCCCAUGGCGGAUACGCAGAGCUCAUACAACGCUUUCGGUGCCUCGACUGCUCGACCUUUGAGCCAAGAAAUGUCUGAUUCAAACACUGCAUCGCCCAAUGUAACCUUGGGGACAGAGAAUGGUCAAGGUUUUCAGGAAAACAUCCCACAUCACUCGGCACCACACGGCACUUUCAGUCCAUCGAUGAAUCUCGAUAAUGGAGCCACUCAAUCCACCCCUACGGAUAGAAUGCCCUCCUCGACAAGCCCUCUGGGGUCCCUGGCAGAGGGUACCGAUAUUGCACGUGCGAAGGCCAACCGUGGCAGUGUUCAUGCGGCGCAAUACAAUACUGAUCCGUCCGCAGAGAUCAGCGGUGGAGGUCGGCAUACCUCAGGCCAACUAUCGCCUUCGAAUGAGCAUCAUCUAGAGCACAUGUCGAGGAACACUGAUAGCUCACGGGCGGAGAUCAAUCGUAGCGGUAUCCAGGCGGGACAGGUGGGAUACCAUAAGGCCGUGCCAGAUGAUGGUACCGCCGGCCUCAAGUCGGGAAACACUGCCUCACGCGUAUCCCAUAGUGGCACCGAGUCGCAGAAGCACGAUGCCACUGGCAAUGCAGCAAACGCAUCAGCAGGGAACAAGAAAGAGCGCAUGGAAGGAACGCUGGACAGUGACCUCAACGGAGAGAAAGUGAACGGUAUCGCUGGCGUGAUUCCCAUCUCUGGCAAUGCUGGCCCAACUACCACGAAGACAUUCGACCCACAUGCCACAGUGGGUGGCGGUAGCCGCUACAACAUCGACACUCGGCCCUCCACUGCUGCAGAGCCAGGGAUUGGCGAAAUUGAACCCAGUCGAGACAAUCGCGCCCAUUCUUCCGACAUUGCUGGUAGCAGCUACAACACUCGGGGCCGUGGUUCCGCGCAGAGUACGACAGAACCCGUCGACAGCCAGACCCCGGGGAAGAAUAGCGCCGGUAUGACGUCGGGUUUGGAGGGUUCUGCACCUUUGGGGUCUCAGCGAGCUGCAUAAAUGGUCAGUCAUCAGCGUCACGAGUAAGGGAGGAUUUUGAGUAUCCAAUACAAAUCACGAAUGUAGAUAUCUACAAAUGAUUAAUAAGACCUAAGUACAUACUCCUGCAU
This is a messenger RNA of Aspergillus fijiensis CBS 313.89, 1726 nucleotides long. RefSeq lists its product as uncharacterized. The coding region runs from base 411 to 1616 and encodes 401 amino acids. The record is from RefSeq and is a predicted model, not a curated record. NCBI's taxonomy places the organism in Eukaryota, Fungi, Ascomycota, Eurotiomycetes, Eurotiales, Aspergillaceae. The transcript has a single exon.